This is a messenger RNA of Fusarium sp. VM40, 684 nucleotides long. Lineage: Eukaryota; Fungi; Ascomycota; Sordariomycetes; Hypocreales; Nectriaceae. The record is from the annotation of a GenBank genome assembly.
AUGUUCCGUACUUUCAAGAGUGGCUCCUCUCCGGAGUUCUCAGCUUUGAGCAAGAAGCAUGGCAUGGCCAAUGCUGUUUUCAUCAAGCACGUCUCCAUCAAGCACGUCUCCUAUUCCUCCAAUGUAGCCCUCGAGGACAUUGAUGAGACUAGGCUCAAGGACAUUGAGACCGGUGUUCGUUACGUAGUCCAAGCCUUGAUGGACAACGCCGGUCUCACUAAAUCAGAGUGCCGGCUGCUGCAAGGUUGGUCCUGCCAGCUUGCUGGGGACAAGGUACCUUUUCUCACUGCUCGUGCACACACUAUCAUCGAUGCCCGUGGAAAGGGACCAUUCUCCAAGUAUGAUCUGAGUUUCAUCCAUUAUGUGGCGAGCUGCAUCAAGUUUGAGGCGGCAAGUACCAAUAAGACGUUGGCUGACUUUGCUAAGGAGCACGGAGACAUCUUGGACCUAGCCUACACGGUGGCUAAAGGGAGAUAUAAGGCUCUUAAAUCUAACAUGCUGGAGAACUUGAAUGGCGCAAUGGCUGAGUUUACGAUUGCUUCGUCUCACCCGGAAACUCUGGUGAACAUUGAGGCAGCAAUCGACGAGCUCGAGGACGUUUCCAAGGCCUUUACUUCUAUUCAGACUCAGUUGGAGGAACAGAUCCAACUUCUGCAUCAGGCGAGCGAGGCUUUGAAGAAGUAG